Molecule: messenger RNA, 3447 nt
Organism: Oncorhynchus keta (chum salmon)
Lineage: Eukaryota; Metazoa; Chordata; Actinopteri; Salmoniformes; Salmonidae
Product: prolyl 4-hydroxylase subunit alpha-1-like
Exons: 15
Coding region: 363-2000 (545 amino acids)
Biological process (GO): peptidyl-proline hydroxylation to 4-hydroxy-L-proline
Cellular component (GO): endoplasmic reticulum
Molecular function (GO): L-ascorbic acid binding; procollagen-proline 4-dioxygenase activity; protein binding
Source: RefSeq, a predicted model, not a curated record
CCUGAAUUUUUCUGAACCGUCUCAGUGCAGCUCCUUCCAAUAGGGCGCUUUCCCUUUAAUUCCCAAUUAAAUAGCCAGCAUCAGCUGCACGAAAGUGGGGUUGUGAUGGAGACGUGCAUGAGGAUGUGUUCAACCCUCAGUUCCGAAGCUUCUCUAUUCCGUUUGUUUUGUUGCCGUUAAACGUGUGUUUUGUAGCCUAAGAGAGUUUACCCAGGAUCGGAUCCACUCAUCGCGUCCCUGGACUACACCUCUCCGUUCUUCGUGGCCUUUCUCCGCUGGAGAUCUAUUGGCGGAUUGGAUUGUCUGACUGACCGACUGACUACCACCUUUUUGUAUACGACCCCUGUGCGGCAGUGUUAAAGAUGGAGUUGAGGGGAGUCUGUUGUGUGUUGUUGACCUGUCUAUUCUACACAUCCUCUGCAGACAAAGAUUUCUUCACUUCCAUCGGUCAGAUGACCGAUCUGCUGUACACAGAGAAGGACCUGGUCACCUCUCUGAAGGAUUACAUCAGAGCUGAGGAGGACAAACUCGAGCAGGUCAAAAAGUGGGCUGAGAAGCUGGAUGUGUUGUCGGCCACAGCCACUCAGGACCCAGAAGGCUUCCUGGGCCACCCGGUCAACGCCUUCAAGCUGAUGAAGAGGCUCAACACAGAGUGGGGAGAGCUGGAGAGCCUGGUUCUCAAGGACAUGUCUGAUGGGUUCAUCUCUAACCUGACCAUCCAGAGACAGUACUUCCCCAAUGAUGACGACCAGACGGGGGCAGCCAAGGCCCUGAUGAGGCUUCAGGACACCUACCGGCUGGACACGCACACCAUAUCCUCAGGAGAGCUUCCUGGAACCAAUAAGGAUGUCGCUAUGAGCCCUAUGACCGUGGAGGACUGCUUUGAGCUGGGGAAGAUCGCCUACUCUGAUGCCGACUACUACCACACAGAGCUGUGGAUGGAGCAGGCCCUGAAACAGCUGGACGGGGGAGAGGAGUCCACCGUGGACAUGGUAACCAUCCUGGACUACCUCAGCUACUCCAUCUACCAGCAGGGGGAGUUAGAGAGAGCCUUGGACUACACCAAGAGACUACUCAAAUUGGACUCUGCCCACCAGCGAGCCAACGGCAACCUGAAGUACUUUGAGUACCAGCUGGCCAAGCAGAACAAGGUGGAGGCGGAGGAGGGCCAGAAGGAGAAGGAGAAGAGAGUGCGGGAGAAGAGAGAGGCAUCUGACAAGAAGGGCAGACCUGCAGACUACCUGCCUGAGAGGAGGAAAUAUGAACAGCUGUGUCGCGGCGAAGGCAUCAAGAUGACCCCUCGUCGCCAGAGUCGUAUGUUCUGUCGUUACUCUGACAACAACCACCACCCCCUGUACGUGCUGGGUCCCGUCAAGCAGGAGGACGAGUGGGACCGCCCACGCAUCAUCCGUUACCACGACAUCCUCUCCAAUAGCGAGAUCGAGAAGGUUAAAGAGCUGGCCAAACCCAGGCUGCGCCGGGCCACUAUCUCCAACCCUAUUACUGGUGUGCUGGAGACCGCCCACUAUCGCAUCAGCAAGAGUGCAUGGCUAACCGCCUACGAAGAUCCAGUCGUGGACAAGAUAAACCAGCGCAUUGAGGACAUCACCGGCUUGAAUGUCAAGACUGCAGAGGAGCUACAGGUGGCAAAUUACGGCGUGGGCGGGCAAUACGAGCCCCACUUUGACUUUGGACGGAAAGAUGAACCGGAUGCAUUUAAGGAGCUGGGCACCGGGAACCGCAUCGCCACCUGGCUCAUUUACAUGAGUGACGUACCUUCAGGGGGAGCCACUGUCUUUACUGAUGUGGGAGCUGCAGUGUGGCCCAAAAAGGGAAGUGCAGUGUUCUGGUAUAACCUGUUUGCCAGUGGAGAGGGUGACUACAGCACGCGGCACGCAGCCUGCCCUGUCCUAGUGGGCAACAAGUGGGUGUCUAACAAGUGGAUGCACGAGCGAGGCCAGGAGUUCAGAAGACGUUGCACUCUGAACGAGUCAGAAUGAUCCAACGGAAUACACUUUUCUCCUCUCAUCCCUCUUCCUGGACCCUCCUGACUCUCGGCUCUGUGGGCUGUGAAGUGCCCUCUGACCUCUCGUCCUCCUCUCCAAAACUCAGUGUUCACUGAGGCUCUGGCUGCUCAUGUGAUGUCACAUGUAUUUGUAGUUGAAGUGUGUGUGUGAGUGGUUCACCAGUGGGUCCGAAGCGCUUCGCUCCCAGUCUGUGCCUUCUGUCAUGGGUUUUGCACACUCCGACUGCACAGCUGUCUUAACCUGAGGAACUUUUUUAUUUCAUUCUCACCCUUAACAGGGACUUUGAUACAAGAUAUUAAGUUAAUUAGAGCAAGCAACACAGCUGCUUAUCCCGUUCAACUUCCAACACAUUGUUUUGGUGUGCCCUACUCUUUUCCUCUACCUGAAACACUCCUUUUAACCACCACUCCAGUCCCUUCCUCCACUCCUUUUAACCACCAUGCCAAUCCCUUCCUCCACUCCUUUUAACCAUCAUGCAAUCCCUUCCUCCACUCCUUUUAACCACCACGCCAAUCCCUUCCUCCACUCCUUUUAACCACCAUGCCAAUCCCUUCCUCCACUCCUUUUAACCACCAUGCCAAUCCCUUCCUCCACUCCUUUUAACCAUCAUGCAAUCCCUUCCUUCACUCCUUUUAACCAUCAUGCAAUCCCUUCCUCUACUCCUUUUAACCACCACGCCAAUCCCUUCCUCCACUCCUUUUAACCACCACGCCAAUCCCUUCCUCCACUCUUAACCACCACGCCAAUCCCUUCCUCCACUCCUUUUAAACAUCACUCCAAUCCCUUCCUCCACUCCUUUUUACCAUCAUGCCAAUCCCUUCCUCCACUCCUUUUAACCACCACGCCAAUCCCUUUCUCCACUCCUUUUAACCACCACGCCAAUCCCUUCCUCCACUCCUUUUAACCACCACGCCAAUCCCUUCCUCCACUCCUUUUAAACAUCACGCCAAUCCCUUCCUCCACUCCUUUUACCCAUCACUCCAAUCCUUUCCUCCACUCCUUUUAACCAUCACGCCAAUCCCUUCCUCUACUCCUUUUAAACAUCACGCCAAUCCCUUCCUCCACUCCUUUUAAACAUCACGCCAAUCCCUUCCUCCACUCCUUUUACCCAUCACUCCAAUCCUUUCCUCCACUCCUUUUAACCAUCACGCCAAUCCCUUCCUCCACUCCUUUUAAACAUCACGCCAAUCCCUUCCUCCACUCCUUUUAAACAUCACGCCAAUCCCUUCCUCUACUCCUUUUAAACAUCACGCCAAUCCCUUCCUCCACUCCUUUUAAACAUCACGCCAAUCCCUUUCUCCACUCCUUUUACCCAUCACUCCAAUCCUUUCCUCCACUCCUUUUAACCAUCACGCCAAUCCCUUCCUCUACUCCUUUUAACCACCACGCCAAUCCCUUCCUCCACUCCUUUUAACCACCA